Messenger RNA from Cydia splendana, 3207 nucleotides. RefSeq lists its product as uncharacterized. The record is from RefSeq and is a predicted model, not a curated record. The coding region runs from base 1 to 3138 and encodes 1045 amino acids. NCBI's taxonomy places the organism in Eukaryota, Metazoa, Arthropoda, Insecta, Lepidoptera, Tortricidae. The transcript is spliced from 2 exons.
AUGGGGAGAAAGGCGUUAAUAGCGGUCGCGUGGCUGAUAAGUGCGUGGACUGUGACCGGUUUGAAAGUUAAAGACAAUGAGAGUGCCGCAGGGCGUUUGUACCGGAACGCAAAUGGGAUAUACGCGAGUGCUUAUGCUAACGCGGCGCCCUACGGGGCCUUCUCCUUCCACGUGCCAACUGUCGUCCCUGCGGCUUCAGCCACGAAGCUCAUCCCCGUGAAACAAGAGAGCAUCGUUAUACAGAAUUCAAAUGGAUUUUUGAAGGAUUCGUACGGGAACAAGUUUGUGGAGACGCCGACGUCGGUGGCUUAUAAAACGACGUUCCCGCAGCAGUUUGUGCAGCUGCAGCACCUGCCGGCGCACCUGUCGCAGCCCCUGUCUGCUGCCCCGACCUACCACUUUCCGCAGGGCGCGCCGCAAGCGUUCUUCGGUCAUCAGUUCCGACUGCCCUCCCUCGACGCUGUGACCUCGCCCUUGACCCGCUACGGAGCCUUCGCGCAGCCCCUCGUAUACGCCGGCAACGUUAAGACGCUCACCCCGGCUUCCGACCAGCAGUUCCACUUCGGUGUACCCAAAAACGCUCAGCAAGACUCCAGCAACAAGAAAGUGGUGUACGCUACACAGGGCUACAACCAGCUUCAGGAGCCUAAGUUCCAGCGAUUGGAAGAGAAACCUUACCACAACGAAUAUUAUGAAUCGUCUCAACAUAAACCUUCCCCUAACGACAAGGCGACUACUCACAAUGGAAAAUACAACCAGCUCCAGGAGUCCAAGUUCCAGCGAUUAGAAGAAAAACCCAAUCUAAACGAAUAUUAUGAAGCGCCCCGACAGCAAGCGGCACCCAGCAUCAAGGCGAAAGUGCGGACUCCUAUCACACAUACUGUGAGGACCACUCAUAACGGGAAGGAUACCGUUGUCCAGAUAGAAACCAAGCCACCCCUCCCUCUUGUAGACCUCAGUCUGCUCGAGCCCCUAACGUUCGCCAACCCUAUCGUACCUCAGGUGCAGCACUACUUGCCCAAAAUAAACCCAAUUACGUACCACGCCCUACACCCACAAGAUGCCGAGGACAAGAACGAAAAGGAAUUUGUCGUUACAAAAACCAAGUCUUACGACAGCGGCGUCGUCAAAGGUCACGGUCAAGCCGAUGAACCAAAGAAAAAGCAAAAGAAACCCCCGAAGAAGGACGCCGACGUAUACAUAAAUUUCGAAAGUAAAUCGGAACAGCCGAGUAUAAAAGUGAAAGGGAAACCUAACGACCCCGGAUACUCUUACGAAAUAAACUCUCCGGGACAUAAAGAAACUUUCAACCAACAAGUUAUCAGCUACAACAAGGAAACGACGAGUGACCCUGUAACGUACUCUUAUGACAAGCAAACUCAGAAAGAGCCAGUGACUUAUUCUUAUACUCACAGCUCGAACGAUCCUGGACAUGCGAAAGUUCAAUAUGUCAAGAAAGACCCCGCACCUAGUACACAUUUAGUUUACAACUUUGAGCCAGAACAAGCUAAUGAACAUCAUGAAUCUCCUAAACCUGCAUCCGAGGAAUCAGAUGAUUCCAACGAGUCUUCAGAAUCCGAUGAUGACGGUCCUGCCGACGACCAUGCUCAGUACAACUCUCAGCCCCAUCAUGACACGCCUUCUCACUCUGAGCAUUCCUCUCAGUCACAUCAACAUCAUCCUUCUAAUAGUGAUCAUCCACAUCAAUCAAUACAUUCCCAUCACUCUUCUCAUAGCGAUCAUGCCGGUCCCUCGACUCAUUCUCAUCAGCCUUCUCAUAGCGACCACCCCCAUCCAUCAACACAUUCCCAUCACUCUUCCCAUAGCGAUCAUCCCGGUCCUUCUACUCAUUCACAUCAGUCUUCUCAUAGCAACCAUCAUCAUCCCUCAACUCAUUCCCAUCAUCAGUCAUCACAUCCACCAUCAACUCACUCAUACUCAUCUAGUACAUCUCAUCCUUCCCCUGCUUCAUAUCAAACUCAAUCUCAGCAUUUAAAUCCUGAGCAUAGGGCACAGCUAAAAGCAAGCCCUACCCCGUCAUAUUGGGUGGUUAGCCACAAACCCCAACACUAUACUGCUGUCGCCUCAACACCGAAGCUUCCAACUCUCCACGAGUAUGUGGAAAACCUCAGAUUCCUCCCAUCUUACCCCAGCCCCCCCAGUGCAGCGAUAAAAGUGAACCCGAGCCGACCGCCACAACAGCAGGCGCAAUAUUACAUCCAACAAACGACACCCAACGCCCGCUCUGAAGGCUCUGUCGUUUCCGAGCCUGUCAUCUACGAGAAAUCGAAGAAAAUCAUAAUUCAGGAAGAAUCUCCCGACGAGGUACAUUCGCAUCAAGAGAAGCUCAUGGCUCAGAUGGAAACUGUAGGUCAAAACGGAGACACCGAGGAAGACUUCGAAAAGUCUUACAAAGCGGCCGCUUACGGCUUCCCCGCCUACGACCGAGAUGAUUCGGGGGAAAGUGACGAGGAGAUCUACAAACACGGCUACGGGGAGCCUCAGCAGGAUCAUAGCGGCGAAGACUCCGAUCAACACUCGCCCUUUGAACAAUACACGGAAGAGGGCGACCAGUUCCCCAAAUCCUCUCGCCUGACAUACAAGGACGACCGGGAUAAAGUCCAAGAAGACUAUUUUUUAGGUUACUCGCUUAACAAGCCCGAAAUCAUGACUGACCGGUAUCAGAGCAAAAUCGAUUACUAUAAAAUGUUCUUGAAAAACAAACCAGAGAAACUGCGUGUAGCCGACGCGAAGAAAAAGGCGUCAAAAUUAUCUAAAUACACGGUCGAACCCUCGUUUUAUGAUUCAGCGCCUAAACAAAAGCAAAAGCAAUCCGUGUCAUACAAGUCGGCGGCUUACAAGUCCGCGCCGGUCUUCGAGUACAAUUACGAUAAGGAGGCUCCUCGCGACAGCUCCGCUUUCGCGUCGCGUCCUAACCGUUACAAGAGUACGACGCAUUUCGUGGAGCCCCAGUUCCAGUACGGGUUCGAACCCAUCGCCAUCCCCCGGAUAGACAUCGAGCAGGAGACGAUGGCGAGUAACCUGAGCCCCGACAGCGACAAGCCCGGCACCAGAAAAAAGGUGUACAAAGAAAACUGGUACAUUAAGAAAACGAGCACGUCCCGCAAACCUAGCUGAUAAAUAACUAUUUAUUCUUAUUGUUAAGUUUAUUUUUGUUAGUCUUUGUUAAUAAAAUAUUGAAUUAAA